AUGAGUGAGGACAAGAGCGUUUCCAGCGUGCCAAAGACAGAAGAAUCGGGCCUGAAGCCACCUACUUCGAACGUGUUUGCUAUGUUUGGCGGAGCUGGCGCCAAGAAGGAGGAAAAGAAGGAGGAAAAAGAGGAAAAGGAAGAGUCCAAGAAAGAGUCCAAGGAUAAAGAAGAGGACGAGGAAGAGGAGCCAGAAAACGACGAUAUCCAUUUUGAGCCGCUUGUUCAGCUGGAGAAGGUCGAGGUGAAGACGAACGAGGAAAACGAGGAGGUUCUGUUCAAGAUCCGUGCCAAGUUGUUCAAGUUCCAUCCAGAUUCCAAAGAGUGGAAAGAACGGGGUACUGGAGACGUCAAGUUCUUACAACACAAGGAAACCAAGAAGGUGAGAUUGUUGAUGAGAAGAGACAAGACCUUGAAGGUGUGCGCCAACCAUAUCAUUGCUCCUGAAUACAAGCUGACUCCGAACGUUGGAUCUGACCGUUCGUGGGUGUACAAUGUCACUGCUGACGUGAGUGACGGGUUGCCAGAGGCACAAACGUUGGCCAUUCGGUUCGGCAACAAGGAGAACGCCGACAAGUUCAAGGAUGAGUUUGAGAAGGCACAAAAGCUCAACAAAUAG
Messenger RNA from Ogataea philodendri, 618 nucleotides. RefSeq lists its product as uncharacterized. Gene Ontology annotation, molecular function: GTPase activator activity. The record is from RefSeq and is a predicted model, not a curated record. Gene Ontology annotation, biological process: protein import into nucleus. Lineage: Eukaryota; Fungi; Ascomycota; Pichiomycetes; Pichiales; Pichiaceae. Gene Ontology annotation, cellular component: nuclear pore; cytoplasm. The transcript has a single exon. Bases 1 to 618 code for a protein of 205 amino acids.